AUGGUCGUCACCGUCAACAUGGCAGGCUUCUCUACCAACAAUACAUUGUUCUACUAUUCUAAUGACACAAGUUGUCCAAAGGUAGACGACAAGCUAUGUGCAGGUAAUGGACGAUGUAGUCAGGGCACAUGUUACUGUUAUGAUGGAUGGACUCGUGCAAACUGCACCGAGCCCACCAACCCGAAUGAUCAGACACCAGGAAUGAGGAAUGGUACAGCUAGCAAUCCAGCUGGCAUCGAAUUCAUAUCCUCCAUCAGAUAUUUACGCGAACUGAAUCAAACUGGACAAGUUGUGCGCACACUGGACAUGAACAACAUUCGCUGGAUCACUGACAAUGUCACGGGCAUCGUCAAUGGCACCUUCUCCAACGACACAGUCAGCAUGUCCUUGGUCGUGCUCCAAGUCAAUCAAUCAAUUGAUCGUUAUCAAUUCGCUGGACAGGUGAUGGCACUGACUGCCAACUCACUAAAGCUGAUCAUCUCCAUUGCCGACUGGUCGUUCAAAUCAAACUUGAACUCACUCCAAGUGAUCAUCCAGAGCAAGACCAACAGCACAACCAGAUCAGCUUGUGGCACUGAGCAUCAGACAAGUGGCGAGGUGGAUACUAACUCCUACCACAUAGUCUCGGGCAACUCAAUACUUCAAGUCAAGUUUGCCAGUCAUCUUUAUGUCGACGGUCGUGUGGCAGUAUCAGAGUUUACACAGUUAGAUGCAGCCGACCCGAUAGUUCUAACAUCAGCCUCCAACGACACCUUCUCUUUAUGGACUGCCAUUAAUGUGCCACAUUUCAAGGUGUGUGCCAUCGACCCAAGCAUGGCAGCACUACUUGGCAAUGACAAGGAGACAUGUUCAACGCCCUCCAACUGGAAGACCAUCGUCAUUGCAGUCCUGGCCAGCGUUGUAGGUCUGGCUAUACUCAUUGGCGCAGCAGUUCUCAUCAAGAAGAAGUUAACGUGGAAUCGUCAAGAACAAAGGAUAAUGAAGAGACAGAUGAGUUCAUUGAAAGACAGCAGGCUGUAG
This is a messenger RNA of Acytostelium subglobosum LB1, 1020 nucleotides long. RefSeq lists its product as hypothetical. The record is from RefSeq and is a predicted model, not a curated record. Lineage: Eukaryota; Evosea; Eumycetozoa; Acytosteliales; Acytosteliaceae. The coding region runs from base 1 to 1020 and encodes 339 amino acids. The transcript has a single exon.